AUGGCGCUUUCUCAAGAUCCUGUUGUGCACCGGCACAAACCGAAAUCUUCACAAAGGCAGCUUAGCGCGAAAGAACGUGAAGAGCUUCUGCGACCUUACCUUCCAAGGCCAAUGAAGCAGGAAAGUAAAAACCCUCAGCGAACUAGGGCUGUACGAGGCUUUUUAACAAAUCAAUUUCACCUGCUCAUCUACACUAUCUUGCACCUUGCCUUCUCGAUCUACAUUGUCACACGACAGACGUAUCACGCAGUCUUCGAUCGCGUCCUAGCCAUACUGUACUAUCACCACCGUACACCAGGACUCAUACGGCAAGAUGUUAAGGAUCUUACAAGAUUACCAGAGCACUUAAGUGUCAUACUCGAACUGAAGCGGGAUGGCAGUACUCAGACCAACAUUGAAUCGCUUGUGGAUGAAAUCUCUGAGAUCGCAGCUUGGUGUUCUUGCGUAGGAAUACCUAUGUUGAGCGUGUACGAGAAGACAGGGAUUCUCAAGAAUUACAUACCAAGCUCACACCGCGCCAUCUGUGACAGAAUGCACGCCUAUUUUGGAGACGAUAUCCCAUCAGUGCAGAUUGGAGCCCCUACAAUUUCCGCAUACCUUGACGGCAGUUCCUCUGCUGCUGCUCGACCAGCAUCGAGCCACCUCUCUAUAUUGUUGUUGUCCGCCGAGGACGGCAGAUCAACCUUGGUGGACCUGACGAAGACAUUUGCGGAAAUGUCACAACGUAAGAAGCUCUCCAUCGAUGACAUUACUCAGGACCUGGUGGAUAUAGAGCUCACAGAGAGUGUCAUGGGGGAGCCUGAUUUACUCAUCCUAUUUGGGCCAAGGGUGCUUCUGCAAGGCUACCCGCCAUGGCAAAUACGGCUCUCUGAGAUCUAUCAUGUCCAAGACAAUAACGGUGUUGGUUACCAAGUGUUUCUUCGAGCUUUGCAUAAUUAUGCAAAGGCUCAAAUGAAGUUCGGCAGGUGA
Molecule: messenger RNA, 969 nt
Organism: Bacidia gigantensis
Lineage: Eukaryota; Fungi; Ascomycota; Lecanoromycetes; Lecanorales; Ramalinaceae
Exons: 2
Coding region: 1-969 (322 amino acids)
Cellular component (GO): endoplasmic reticulum membrane; dehydrodolichyl diphosphate synthase complex
Molecular function (GO): ditrans,polycis-polyprenyl diphosphate synthase [(2E,6E)-farnesyl diphosphate specific] activity
Source: RefSeq, a predicted model, not a curated record